Molecule: messenger RNA, 1434 nt
Organism: Aspergillus calidoustus
Lineage: Eukaryota; Fungi; Ascomycota; Eurotiomycetes; Eurotiales; Aspergillaceae
Source: the annotation of a GenBank genome assembly
AUGGAGGAUCUGGACGACAAGUGCGCUUCUUUGCGCUCAGAAAUUGCCGCAACAGAAGCGCAACUAGCGAAGCUCAAGCGUGAACUCCAAGAAGCUGAAGAAUCAGCAAGAGUGAGCCGAGCCACGAACAAUGCCCAACCUGCAACGAGUGGCUCCCGACGGGGGAGAAAGUGGCCGUUACUUGAAGAGGAAUACAGAAGAUAUGGCAGACAAAUGAUUGUUCCCCAGGUCGGGUUGCAAGGACAACUCAAACUCCGAGAAGCGAAGGUGCUGUUAGUCGGCGCAGGAGGGCUGGGAUGCCCGGCCGCACUAUAUCUCGCUGGUGCUGGUGUUGGUACACUGGGGCUCGUUGACGGGGACACGGUCGAGUCUUCGAAUCUUCACCGUCAAGUGCUGCACAGAAGCAAGAAUGUUGACAAGUUUAAGGUCGACAGUGCAAUUGAGUAUUUGCAAGAGCUGAAUCCGCAUCCAACGUACAUUGCGCACCGAGCCAACCUCGCGCCCCAAGAAGCGGCUGAUAUCUUCAAGGAUUACGACCUGAUUCUCGACUGUACGGACAAUCCUGCAACCCGCUACCUGAUAUCGGAUAUAGCUGUGCUCUUGGGGAAACCGUUGGUGUCAGCGUCCGCGUUGCGAACUGAGGGUCAGCUCAUGGUAUUGAACAAUCCUCCUCGGCCACCAGGGGAUAAGACGGGAGGACCAUGCUAUCGCUGUGUUUUCCCCCGGCCACCACCGGCGAAUAGUGUUACAAGUUGUGCAGAUGGUGGGAUACUUGGACCAGUGGUCGGAACCAUGGGCGUUCUGCAAGCAUUGGAAGCAAUCAAGUUGCUUACGCGUGAAACAAAUGAGCCUACACCACCGUCACUGCUCAUCUUCUCGGCAUAUUCUUCACCACAGUUUAGGACGAUUAAGUUACGGUCCCGGCGUCCUAACUGUGCAGUGUGUUCCGCCGAAGCGAGCGUGAAUUUGGAGAGCGUCAAGACGGGUUCAAUGGACUAUAUCUUCUUCUGUGGAACCGCGGGCCUGGAAGACGCGCUCUCUCCGGAAGAGAGAAUUACACCAUUGGAGUAUCGUGAGAACCACAGCAGUGCGGACAGGCAUAUCAUCGAUGUACGGGAAAAAGUCCAGUUCGACAUUUGCAGCUUGGACAACAGUAUCAACAUUCCGUUCUCUCAAAUUCUCGCUUCGACUGCCAGUGCAGCUCCGAAGGAGGACGGUCCGGAACCGCUUCCUGCAUGGUUGCCUGCUGAGGUUGCCGCAGAUUCGAACAAUCCAAUCUACGUCGUAUGUCGACAAGGCAACGAUUCGCAGACUGCGGUUAGAAGGUUGAAGGACCUAGGAUUGGAUCGCGGAGGCGAACGGCUGAUUGUCGAUAUCAAGGGAGGAUUUCGCUCCUGGCGAGAACAGGUCGAUCCUGAGUGGCCUGAUUACUAG